AUGAAUAGCUACGAGGACAGCUUAUGGAUGGAGAAGUUCCAUGUCAGUAGGAACACUUUCAUGUAUAUACUGAAUACGUUUGGUUCUCAGCUUGCCAGGAAGGACACUUUAAUGAGAGAGUCAGUACCUGUGGAAAAGAGAGUUGCCGUAGGCCUGUUUCGCCUUGCCACAGGGAGCCCGUAUAAUAAAACUGGGGAGCAGUUUGGUAUUGGCAGACGAACUUCUCUUUACAUUAAAGACGAGUUUUGUGAGGUACUCGUUAAAAAUGCUAAGUAUUUUAUAAAGUUUCCGACCACCGAAGAGGACACAAGGGCAGCUAUUGAUGGGUUUGAGGGGAAAUGCCAGAUACCUCAGUUGGCUGGGGCUAUUAAAGCUGUGCGCUUCAAAAUCAAAGCCCCAAGCCUUGUUACCCAUAAGAUGAAGUACUACAAUGAUAAUCUUAAGUGCCAUAGCAUGAUACUACAGGCUGUUACAGACAGUAGUGGGAAGUUCCUGGAUGUAAGCACAGGCUACCCAGGAGGUAUAACUAACACAGAGGCCCUGGCGAUUAGUGAUAUAUACAAGAACGUCAAACAGGGGGUCAUCCUAAACUCACCAUCUGCAACUGUAGAAGGCUUACAAGUGAAGCCAAUAAUAGCAACAGAUGCAUCAUAUAAACUGAGAAAAUGGUGCAUAUGUCCUUACCCAGAUAACAACACGCUAAGUCCAAGCCAAGAAAGGUUCAAUUCUGAGCUAGGUUCUGCUGUACAUAUUGCUGAAGAUGCUCUUGCUAGGCUAAGAGGUCGAUGGAAUACUCUUGCAAGAAGUUGCCUGGAUGAAAAUGUUGAGAAGAUUCCGGAAACAGUUCUUAUAUGUUGUGUUCUGCAUAACAUAUGUGUGGAGCAAGAAGACCCCACUGUUAUUAUACCGCAUCCUGCAAAGUAUGAGAGCACCCCAUAUGUUGGGAAAGAGGAUAGUGAAGAUGACACGGCAGAGGCUGUUUCUAUCCUCACAAGUCUCGAUAAAUCAACUGGGGAGGAUGUAAGGGAAGCACUUAGAGCUCAUGUUGAGCACAUUAGUUCAAAUGUUGUCCAUAAAUAUCUGACCGAUCACAGUAAUACUUAG
Messenger RNA from Nematostella vectensis (starlet sea anemone), 1104 nucleotides. RefSeq names its product protein ANTAGONIST OF LIKE HETEROCHROMATIN PROTEIN 1. Lineage: Eukaryota; Metazoa; Cnidaria; Anthozoa; Actiniaria; Edwardsiidae. The record is from RefSeq and is a predicted model, not a curated record. The transcript has a single exon. The coding region runs from base 1 to 1104 and encodes 367 amino acids.